Molecule: messenger RNA, 968 nt
Organism: Wallemia mellicola CBS 633.66
Lineage: Eukaryota; Fungi; Basidiomycota; Wallemiomycetes; Wallemiales; Wallemiaceae
Product: diphthine synthase
Exons: 2
Coding region: 41-889 (282 amino acids)
Biological process (GO): protein histidyl modification to diphthamide
Molecular function (GO): diphthine synthase activity
Source: RefSeq, a predicted model, not a curated record
AAAGACGUCUUGAUCUGCUGCUCUCAAGUGAGAAGACAGAAUGCUUUACGUAAUCGGUUUAGGAUUGUCAGAUGAGAAGGACAUCACAGUCAAUGGAUUAGAAGCUGUUAGAAAAUCUGAGAGGAUUUACUUGGAAGCCUACACUUCUAUUUUGUUAGUCGAUGUACCCAAGUUGGAAGAAUUUUACGGUAAAUCCGUCACAGUUGCUGAUAGAGACAUGGUCGAGACAGAGUCUGAUGCAAUUCUCGACCGUGCUAGCGAAAUUGAUGUUUCUUUCUUGGUAGUUGGUGAUCCAUACGGAGCUACCACCCACACAGACCUUAUAUUACGUGCUAGGAAUGCAGGCGUUCCUGUAAAAGUAAUACACAACGCUAGCAUUAUGAACGCUGCAGGUGCGUCUGGAUUACAGCUCUACAACUUUGGACAGACUGUUAGUAUACCAUUCUUUACAGAGACAUGGAAGCCAGCUAGUUUCGUUCCAAGGAUAGCAGACAACAUGAGAACAGGCAGCCAUACGCUCCUGUUACUCGAUAUUAAAGUGAAGGAGCAAUCAAUUGAGAAUCUAGCGCGCGGAAAGAAAAUAUUUGAACCACCAAGAUACAUGUCAGUGAGCACAGCUGUUAAUCAGCUUCUCACGCUCCUUGAAGAGGGUGCAGAAGGCUACACAGAAGAGGCAUACACUAAGGACACCUUAGCAAUCAGCUUGUCGAGGGUUGGGUCAGACCAGCAAGUCAUAAAAGCUGGUACCCUGGCAGAGUUGGCAGAGGUCGAUGAAGAAGAAUUCGGACCACCCUUGCACUCAAUGAUUUUGGUCGGGAGCAGGCUACACGAUUUGGAAGCGGAGUUCAUUGAAGCCUUCUCUGUCUCGACGAAAGAGAAAUCUCAAUAAGUUUGUUGUCUGUCUCUCCUCUGGUUAGAAUGAAUGAGUAGAAAUAUCGUGUACUAGAAUGAAUAAUAUUAUAUUGGAG